GUAAUGAGUGAGCAGCGUCAGCAGGGCUGGAGUUCCGACGGCCCGCCUGUGCCGCGGGGGCCCGGGGGUGUGGCGAAGCGUGAGCCUGACCUUGAGCCGAUGGAUUCGUCUGGUCAGGAUGAGCCGCAGAUCCCCACACUCGAGGAGGCCGACGAUGACGACCACACACAACACCAGGUGGCAGCGCCACCCGCAUUCUUAAAGGUCAGGACGCCGAGAGGAUGGCAGGGAGGAAGGAAGAUAGUACAUAGAGAAAUUGGCCUGCCUGACAAUGGGCCCGAGCCAGUGACCUGUCUGUAUGUUCAUGUGUAUGUCUGUGUGCAGGUGUUGAAGCCCGUGAGUAUCAAGAAGGAUUUCCGCUCCACCCUACUGCUCCACCCGGUGGGCGUGUACUGACGUGAUGGUGCCUGACGCCGAAACGAUAAUGUCCUCCCUCUGGUGGCUGGUUGGUCAUGUAUGUCUGUGUGCAGGAGGAGGGGGUGGAUUUAAGCAUUCUCACGACCACACUGUGCUCCGAGAAAGCCGUACACAUACACACACGACGAGAGAGAAAUGGCUGAGGGGCAUAUGUGCGGUCGUAUGGGUGGGUGGGUGGGUGGGUGGGUGGAAACUGUCUGCAGAUCCGCGAAGCCGAGCAGGACGUGCUGUGGGACUACGAUAUACUCUUUUCGGAGGUGAGCAGGACACCCAUCAGUCAGCAGACACUGCACGUGGACGUAUGUGAUUCUCUCUGUCCGCUUGCCUUUCAUCCUUCCAUCCAUCUGUUUGUCCCUCCCACAGAUUGCCUCCUCGCUGCGGUCGCAGACAUUCGAAGACACGGACACCCACUCCAAAACCAACAUGGCCACUCAGGUCUGUGGGUAUCAUGAUAACGAUAUACACGGACGGCUAGCCUAACCACUGAGUGCACUGGGUGGGGUGCUAUGGAUAUGUGCGCCUCGCCUUGUCCGUGUGUGCAGGGCGGCGUGGCGUACGACUUGCCGUAUUGAUUGGAUUGCGUUUCGUCGUGUCGGGUGGACUGACUUUUCCCUCCGUCCGUCCGUAUGUAGUCCCUCCCUCCCUGUCUGAUGGUGUUUGUCUCG
Vitrella brassicaformis is the source of this 1082-nucleotide messenger RNA. The record is from the annotation of a GenBank genome assembly. Lineage: Eukaryota; Vitrellaceae.